AUGAGUAAGGACAUGGAAGCUGCCAUCAGCAUGCAGUUCGACCUUUACGGGCGCAUCGCUCGCUCGUACGAGAACUUGAAAAAGCACGACAAGCUCCUCGCCACAUACAGGGAGGCCCUGGCAGGACAUGACUACCUGAAGAAAGACAUGCUGUCCCUUACGGAGGAAUCUUACAUCGCACAGAAGAGUAUGUUUCUUGACAUAUUUCGCUCCCUGAAAAAUAAGGUCAACGCGGAAGCGCCUGCCGUCGGCGCAAAUCCCUUGCAGACAUCGCGCACGACUUUGCCGCGGAUCCAGCUGCCACAAUUCUCGGGUCAGUACGAAGAGUGGCCUUUCUUCCGGGAUCUCUUCAACUCACUCAUCGUGAAAGAUGCCUCCACAGCUCAAGUCGAGAAGCUUCACUACUUGAAGACGUGCUUGAAAGGUGAGGCGGAACUAUUAAUCCGCAGUUUGCCGACGACAGCCGAAAAUUUCGAUCGCGCGUGA
Molecule: messenger RNA, 486 nt
Organism: Formica exsecta
Lineage: Eukaryota; Metazoa; Arthropoda; Insecta; Hymenoptera; Formicidae
Exons: 2
Coding region: 1-486 (161 amino acids)
Source: RefSeq, a predicted model, not a curated record